This is a messenger RNA of Baudoinia panamericana UAMH 10762, 1770 nucleotides long. RefSeq lists its product as uncharacterized. The transcript has 2 exons. The record is from RefSeq and is a predicted model, not a curated record. Bases 407 to 1543 code for a protein of 378 amino acids. Lineage: Eukaryota; Fungi; Ascomycota; Dothideomycetes; Mycosphaerellales; Teratosphaeriaceae.
GUACGUUGUUCUGUUGCUAUGAUGGUACGAUUCAAAUGAUCCCAAUAAUUCCGAGGAACCUGCCAGCAUCUCGACGCGUCGCAUCGCUGCCAAUUCUGAUCAGGCGCGGCUGCAUUCAGCUCUCAGGUUGAUCGAUUGAGGUCAUCCCGACGCCACACCUAUUUGGCUUCUCUUAAAUCGCGCGGUUAACGCACUAGCGACGAAAGGCUGAACGGACAGGCUAGCCCAACAGCGGGCCGCUACUGAUUCGCAUUAAUUGGGUUGGUGGUUGAUCACUGAUUGUAAUCCUCCCGGUAGCGGCCGCCAAGUAGUCACCCAGUUCAUAGCCGCAACCCUCGGGUCGCUUUGUGCUGCAGUCUCUUUGCCUCCGUAUGUGAGCCGCACUGCUCGCUCUGUCGCAGUGGGCAUGGACUUGGAGGCCCGUAUGGUUAGGGGUACUGUGGACUGCGGUGGGCGUCGUGAGAGCGGCAGAUGGUCUUCACGGCAGGGUGUUACCGCGGUAAAGAGGAGAGGGUCAGUGAGGAUGGGCGGCGUCGAGGAGGGUGUUUCAUGUCCCGGUAAAUCGUUUGUCGGGAGAGAGAGUGCAAUACUUGCACGGCACUCUUCAUCAAUCAAGUCGAGCAUCGCGACCCAUUGUGAGCGCAUCCGGCCCGCUACUUCUUCAAUAUUCCAGGUCGAUGGGAGCGCCUCGAACGUUGACGCCCGCAGAACCUUCUCACCACUGACGUCGCGACGAGUUGGCUAUACUGAUGCUAAGACGAGACACUUGUUCAAGCAAUAUGUUCGCGCGGAUGAGCCAUGUCGAUGGAUAAAUGACGAACGUGCGAGCAAGCUUCGCCGCGUGGAAAGACCAGUACGCAUAAGGAUACAUCGGAUCUGUCACCUUUGUCAAGGCCGCUUCGACAGCGGCAAGGCAUGCCUCAAGUGCAAACAUGUGCGCUGUGCAGACUGCAAGAAGACGCCGUCUCAUCGUGUGCCCGCGACCUUGGACGUGGCCAAGCAUGAGAAGCCGCGAGAGGAUCAGCACCUUCAGGCGCAGGUCUCUACAGAUCUUUCUGUGACUCCAAAGGACUCAACAAACCCCGCCAUAGCUCUUGCCGACAACUCGCAGGACGAUGUCGACACGCCGUCGGAUGCAGAAACUGGUCUUCAACCCGACGAUGGAAGCAUUUUUUAUCAAUUGACUAACUACGACACCCGUUCUCGAUCGCCUACCCGCGCCAAGCGCAACAUCUUCGACCGCCUUCCACCCAGCUUAUGUCCCUCUCAACCGACGGCAGGGAAGCCGCCUGACCGGAGUCCAGAGAACCCCAUUAGCCUUACAUCAACGGCGCAACGUGUCUAUCGCAAGCCUCGACAGAGGGUGCGAUACUCUUGCGAUCAAUGUCAGGCUGCACUUGUCGGUGAUGCACAGGCAUGUCAGGCCUGCGGUCAUGCUAGAUGUAGCGACUGCGUGCGGAACCCCUUUAAGAAGAGCAUUGCGACUCCGGAAGCAAGCGUCCUUCCAAUUGUCUCCGAGCGCACAUUGCAGUCUGCGGAAUAACCUGGAUAGGCCAUGCAUGCGGUCGAUCUAAAAGUUGGCCAACUACAAUAAGACGGAGCGGAAUGUAAUUCUUACGCACUAACGCAAAUGGAAUGGCAUAAACAGACAUGCCCAGCAAAACCAUAUGGCACCUCAUAAUGCGCGAUGUAAAAGAUGACGGACAGUCCACGGUCUGCUCGCUCCGAAUCUCGCAAGCUUCUCAUCGUUCAUUAAUGGCUGUCGUUGUC